AUGGCAACCAUCACCAUGGACCAAACCAACAGUCCAGAAGAAGAGGAGACUCCUCUGACUAGAGUGGACGUGAUUCGCCACAUGGUGGAUUACUACUUCGGGAUUAUUGAUCCCAAGCAGUGGGCCUUUCUGCUGAAAGGAAACCCCGACGACAAGACCAGGUACAUCCUGGCAGAGCUACUCAUGGACAUGAUGGAUCUGAUGCUCAUCACCCAACCAAGGCUCUCAGAGGAGGAGAUGAGAGGACUUAAACCUUGGGAGCGGCUGGCAUCCAGUUUGGGGGAGGCUCUACCCCAAACUCUUCCUCAACUUUUGAUUGUCCCUGAUAAGGUCUUUCGCAAGAUCUUGGACUCUUUGAGGAUCAUCAUAUAUAGAGUAGCGGCAGUAGGGUGUGUCAAGUGCAUGCUCUUAGCCGACAACCACCCGAAGCCAUAUGCACAGUACAGAACUGCAUUCCUCCGAAUGGUGAAGGAAAUGGUCAACUGUACCAUUAAAAUGCUGUGCAAUGACAACAAGAGACUGAUGUGCCAACAUCAGCGUCUCCACCUGAAACUCAGCCUAGUCACUUCCAAACCGAGACUCCCUGAAAACAAGGAACAUGUGGAGUCAAGAACAUCUGGAGUCAACAACAAGUAG
Molecule: messenger RNA, 636 nt
Organism: Mugil cephalus (flathead mullet)
Lineage: Eukaryota; Metazoa; Chordata; Actinopteri; Mugiliformes; Mugilidae
Exons: 2
Coding region: 1-636 (211 amino acids)
Source: RefSeq, a predicted model, not a curated record